Molecule: messenger RNA, 2082 nt
Organism: Tinamus guttatus (white-throated tinamou)
Lineage: Eukaryota; Metazoa; Chordata; Aves; Tinamiformes; Tinamidae
Source: RefSeq, a predicted model, not a curated record
UCUCCUUAACGGCCUCUUCCCACGUGGUUCGAGCACGUCAGCAUGCUGGUCAUUCUGCUGAACUGCGUCACCCUGGGCAUGCUCCAGCCCUGCGAGGACGUGGAGUGCCAGUCGGAGCGCUGCACCAUCCUGGAGGCAUUUGACGACUUCAUUUUCGCUUUCUUUGCGGUGGAGAUGGUCAUCAAGAUGGUGGCUCUGGGGAUCUUCGGGCAGAAGUGUUACCUUGGAGACACGUGGAAUCGCCUGGACUUCUUCAUCGUGAUGGCGGGCAUGAUGGAGUACUCCCUGGACGGCCACAACGUCAGCCUGUCUGCCAUCCGCACCGUCCGCGUCCUCAGGCCGCUGCGAGCCAUUAACAGGGUCCCAAGUAUGCGAAUACUCGUCACCCUGCUGUUAGAUACUCUGCCUAUGUUAGGCAACGUCCUCCUCUUGUGCUUCUUCGUCUUCUUCAUCUUUGGGAUCGUCGGCGUGCAGCUCUGGGCAGGGCUGCUGAGGAACAGGUGUUUCCUAGACAGGAACUUUGCCAUGACAUACAACCUCACCUUCCUGCAUCCGUACUACCGGACAGACGAAGCGGAGGAGAAUCCCUUCAUCUGCUCGUCCCAUCGUGAAAACGGCAUGCAGAAAUGCUCCAACAUCCCAAACAGGAAGGAGUACAAGGUGGAGUGCACUUUGAGCAUGGACUCCUACACUCCGAGUUUAUGCAUGGCAGGGGAUGUAAACCCACACAACGGAGCUAUCAAUUUUGAUAAUAUUGGCUAUGCCUGGAUAGCUAUCUUUCAGGUUAUAACCCUGGAAGGAUGGGUUGACAUCAUGUAUUAUGUGAUGGAUGCACAUUCUUUUUACAAUUUUAUAUAUUUUAUAUUGCUUAUAAUAGUUGGUUCCUUCUUCAUGAUUAACUUGUGCCUGGUUGUGAUAGCAACACAGUUUUCUGAAACAAAGCAACGGGAGAACCAGCUGAUGCAGGAGCAGCGGGCCCGUUAUCUCUCCAAUGACAGCACAAUUGCCAGCUUCUCAGAGCCAGGUAGCUGCUACGAGGAGCUGCUCAAAUACAUCUGCCACAUCUUCAGGAAGGUGAAGCGGCGGACGAUACGGCUCUACAACAACUGGCAGAGCAAGCGCCGGAAAAAAGUGAACCCCAACAGCACCACGAACGGGCAAAGCCGCCGAGGCAGGAAGCGCAUCACCUCCAUCCACCACCUCAUCCACCACCACCACCACCACCACCACCACUACCACAUCAGCAACGGCAGCCCGCGCGGGCCGCGCUCCAACCCGGAGAUCUGUGACCUGGAACUCAAGGUCAUGAAACCCGGAGGCCAACUGAUGCUUCCGCCUCCGUCGCCCAGCUUGCAGAGCCCUGCUCCUCCUCCGGAUUCGGAGUCUGUGCACAGCAUUUACCAUGCUGACUGUCACAUUGAAGGGCCACAGGUGAACUGUAAGUCUUCCAAUGCCCCUGCGAGCAUUAAGUUGACCACUGGACUCUCCAACCAUGGCAACAUGAACUAUCCUACCAUCCUGCCUUCUCCAACUAGCAAAGCCAGUUCUGUUCCAGUUCCCAAAGGAAAGAAGAAUGGUAAUUCCCCUGUGGCCAUGGUUAAUAGCCCAGUAAAUCUGGGCACGGAUCCUUAUGGGAAGCUGCAACAACUGGUAGGAGAGCAUGGUCUGCGGCGGACGCCCAGCCGACUCUCGGGGCUGAGCGCGGCCUGCCCGCUGCCCGGACCCGCCGGCAGCACGCUGACCUGCGAGCUCCAGAACUGCCCCUUCUGCGCCACCAUCCUGGAGGACCCCGAGUUCGCCUUCAGCGAGUCCGACAGCUACGACUCGGACAGCAACAACGGCGUCUACGAGUUCACGCAGGACCUGCGGCACGGCGACCAGCGCGACCAGCUCCAGCAGCAGCAGCAGCGAGGCCGGCGGAGGAGGAAGAAGAAGCCCAAGGAGAGGAACAGGGUCACCCAGCUCUGGAAAGCCUUCGGCACCAAGCUGAAAAGGAUCGUGGAGAGCAAGUACUUCAACCGCGGGAUCAUGAUCGCCAUCCUGAUCAACACGCUGAGCAUGGGCAUCGAGUACCACGAGCAG